AGUGCUAUUGCCGGUAACAUCAUGUAGAGGAUUAAUAUCCCUCCCUUGCAAACCCCAAACACGUCGCGCACCACACGCCAUCGAGCAUCAACGCAAAUCGAUGGCGGCGAUGGGUUCCCUCGCAAAACUCAUCAUCGUUCACUGAUGAAACCAAAACCUAAACCCUACUCCUUCCUCCCUCUCAACCGAUUUCUUCGCGCGCUACAAUCUCGUCCCCUCAUGGCCCAAACCCCAACAUCUCUCGAUGCAGAGCACCCCUCCGACAACGACCAGCACAUGGGCUUUCGGGCGCGGAGCCUGAGCGGAGAGUCUCGGGCGGAGCAAGCGUGGGCCCAUUGGACCAAGCUGGGCCGGCCCAGGUUCAUAGUGGCCCCGAUGGUCGACAACUCGGAGCUGCCUUUCCGGAUGCUGUGCCGCAAGUACGGUGCCCAGGGCGCGUACACGCCCAUGCUCCAUUCCCGCAUUUUCACCGAGACCGAAAAGUAUAGGAACGAAGAGUUCACCACUUGCAAGGAGGAUCGACCGUUGUUUGUUCAAUUCUGUGCCAACGAUCCGGAUGUGUUGUUGGAAGCUGCACGCAAGGUGGAACGUUUUUGCGAUUAUGUUGAUAUUAAUCUUGGGUGUCCUCAGCGCAUUGCUAAACGGGGAUACUAUGGUGCCUUCUUGAUGGAUAACCUUCCUCUUGUGAAAUCUCUGGUGGAAAAAUUGGCUGUUAACCUUCAGGUUCCUGUUUCAUGCAAGAUUAGGCUCUUUCCAAAUUUAGAGGACACUUUGAAGUAUGCUAGGAUGCUUGAGGAGGCUGGUUGUAUGCUUUUAGCUGUUCAUGGCAGGACAAGAGAUGAGAAGGAUGGGAAGAAAUUUCGAGCAGACUGGAAAGCUAUCAGGGCUGUGAAGAAUGCAGUCAGAAUCCCUGUCCUUGCGAAUGGGAACAUAAGGCAUAUUGAUGAUGUUAGAGACUGCUUAGAAGAGACUGGGGUCGAAGGGGUUCUUUCCGCUGAGACCCUGCUAGAAAAUCCAGCUCUCUUUGCUGGAUUUCGAACUGCUGAGUGGGUGUCUGAAAGUGAAGGUACCAAUGUGGAUGGAAAGCUGGACCAGGCAGAUCUGCUAAUAGAGUAUUUGAAGCUUUGUGAAAAAUACCCUGUUCCGUGGAGAAUGAUUCGUUCUCAUGUUCAUAAAUUGUUGGGAGACUGGUUCAGCCUUCAGCCUCACAUCAGGGAGGAACUUAACAAACAAUCUAAAUUGACUUUUGAAUUUCUUUAUGACAUGGUGGAUCGACUUAGGGCUACAGGUAUAAGAAUUCCACUUUACAAAGAUACCCAAGUGGAACUUACAGCAGGCAGUUACCCAGAUUAACAGAGCUGCACGCCAACAUUUGGAGUUCAAAUUUAAAUCAAUGAAAUAUCUUAUGCGGUAGAGGUGGUGCGGCCAGCCAAAGCUAGCAUGAUUGCACAUCAUUUAGAUACAAUUUUGUAGUGAUUAGAAGUGAGAAUAGUUAAAAUUUCUAAUAUGUGCUGUAUUUGUGUUCAUUCUUAUUGCAAUUGCCAAUUGACAGUGUUGUACCCUAUUAAAACGCUUAUGUUUGCUCAGAGCAGAUAAAUUUAUGCGAUUACCUUGAAUGUUUCAUAGGCUGGAUCUGGUUUAUGUUU
Molecule: messenger RNA, 1646 nt
Organism: Glycine soja
Lineage: Eukaryota; Viridiplantae; Streptophyta; Magnoliopsida; Fabales; Fabaceae
Product: tRNA-dihydrouridine(16/17) synthase [NAD(P)(+)]-like
Exons: 3
Coding region: 145-1353 (402 amino acids)
Biological process (GO): tRNA processing
Molecular function (GO): flavin adenine dinucleotide binding; tRNA dihydrouridine synthase activity
Source: RefSeq, a predicted model, not a curated record